AUUUUAGGGUAUGUUCUGUGUACUGUACCUUUGAUUUAUUACGUCAAAGUCGUCGUCUAUUGGUUUUACCUAUGUGUUUCUAAAAGUGAAGUGAUAAGUGGUAUAAUUAGAAAAUAUUUUAAUUAUUAAUUUAAGUUUGAUAACAAUAUAGAAACUAUAUUAAUUACACAUAUAUAUUUUUUAGUUUUACGGUUUAGUAUUCGAGUGUUUCGAUUUUAUAUUAUAGGUUGUUUUAUGAUGGAUAAAGAAGUAUCGGUUUCAUCUAUACCUCCUCCUCCAGGUACAACGGAUAACCCACCAUUACCACCAGAUGAUCCGCCACCUUCACCACCUCCUCCACCUUCUGCAAAUGACUCCACUCAACUUCCAAACUCUCUUUUAUCAACCCCCAACUGGGCCCAUUACUAUUACAACAAUUUAUACCAUCAGCAAUAUGCUCAAUAUUAUCAGCAAUAUUUUAUGAUGCCAGGAUAUAAUUAUCAAGCUUACCAAAAUCAAUUUAAUAAAAAAGAUGAUAAAAUUCAACCCCCUCUUCCUCCCGGGUCUCCCAUACCGCCACCACCGCCCAACACAAUAAAUAAUAUAUCUUCUCCGUUAUUGCAAACCCCCAAGCAAUUCGGUCACAUCCGUUUCCAAUUAAACACAAAACGUUUACAGAAUAACAGCAACCCCAUUAUGCAACUUAACAAUUCCCCAAAUAGCGGUGCAUCAAAGAAGAAACGAAAGCGCAACAGGAACAACCAAAAUAAUGAGCUUAAUCAACAACAACAUAUUUUUGAUACACCUCCUUUACCACCCCCGGAAUUAGCCAUGCCAAAACCGGCUCCGCCGCCAGAAACGAUGCCCCCCGAACCACCAUUGCCACCAUUACCGGACGAAGCGAAUCCCCCAUUACCUCCGCGAUUAACCCCAGAAACAAAUCCUCAGAAUGGAUUUACGAAUCCUUCUGAUGAUUGGCCUGAAAGCCUGAAAGACUAUGUGCAUCGCAGUUAUGCUAAAUGCAAAACUGCAAUCGAUAAGAAUCAAGUCGAGAUCAUAUUGAAAGGGAAAAUUACGCAGGCAUAUCAAAAUGGCCAGCUUUAUAAAGAUUGGAAAAAUGAACCUCUGCCGAACAUACAUAGUGAAAGGUAUUCUUUUACUGGUCAAACGAAAACUGUCCCGGGACAGUUGAGUCUCUUUCAAAAUAAUAAUGGCGUUAAAAAAGGUAUUUCCCCCGGUCUAGGUGCUAGGCUCGGCGCUAGGGCUAGUACUUUGCGAGGAAAGAGUAAGUCUUCUUCUAGGUCUAGGUCCAGAUCGCCGGUACCGAACAAAAAGUCCAAGUCCAGAUCAAGGAGUCCCAGGAGAAAUGGUUCCUAUAGCGACACUUCAACUUCAAGUAGCGAAGGAAGCUACAAAAGCUUCCCAACUAUUCCUAAGAAAAACAUGAAAAACAAACUAGCCGAUAGAUUAGGACCGACUAAAAAGAAAAACGCGAAAGUUUUGAAAAAACAGAAACUCAAAGAAAAGAAAAAUCAUUUUUAUUCGACAUUUGGUAGCGAAGUAGAAGAAAAUAGCGAAGUUCUCCAACAAAGAGCCGCCAGAUUUAAUAACGGCAAAUCUAACGUUAAUAAUUCGUUAGAAAAAGAACAACGUCAACCUAAUUUCGUGGUAGAUAAAUUUAGUAACGAAGAUACGGUGAACUUCGACUGGUCGGAUUGUCACAUCGUGGGUACCUGUCCAGAUGUGGAGAAAUCCUUCCUCCGUCUGACCAAAGCCCCGGAUCCGUGUGACGUCCGUCCGGUCGAAGUACUUAAAUCAUCAUUACAGAAUGUCAAGGAUAAAUGGCUAGUGAAACAGGACUAUUUUUACGCCUGCGAUCAACUCAAAUCCAUUCGACAGGAUCUGACUGUACAAGGGGUAAGGAAUGAGUUUACGGUUGAAGUUUAUGAGACCCACGCCAGGAUAGCUUUAGAAAAAGGUGAUCACGAAGAAUUCAAUCAGUGUCAGACUCAAUUAAAAAUGUUGUAUAAUGAAAUAGGGGGUUCGAAUCGUAAUGAAUUUGUAGCUUAUAGGAUUCUUUAUUAUAUAUUCACCAAAAAUACAUUAGAUAUAAUGACGAUAUUAAAAUCUCUUACAAAAGAAGAGAAAUUGGAUCCGUGCAUUUCGUUUGCUUUAAAAAUUCGUUCGGCUUGGGGUUCGGGGAAUUUUCAUAAAUUUUUCACACUUUACUGUAAGGCUCCAUUAAUGACCGGCUAUCUCAUCGACUGGUUCAUUGAAAGAGAGCGCAAAGAUUAUUUAAAAUGCAUCAUCAAAAGCUAUCGUCAGAACGUUUCUAUCGACUUCCUGAUGCAAGAAUUGGCCUUCAAAAAUGCCGAUGAGUGUUUAGAAUUUGUUGACCGAUUUUCUUUAAUUUUCGCCGAUACAGAAAGGACUUUGAUCGAUUGUAAGAGCAGUACGACGGCUCUACCAAAUAUAUAAAACUAAAAAAAAAUCCUCCGAAAACUUUAUUCGCGUCAAAUGAAUUGAUUUUCAAAAUUUUUUUUCUUCUUCCCUGUUAUAAAAAUAAAAACCGAUGAUCCUACAAUAGGUUUUUGGGUGAAAGGUGAAAGGACCUCGUGGAUCUUUUCCAUCCUUAUUCUACUUGUUCCUGGAUGAUGUGUCGACGUGGAGAAUGCGUUCUUCUUCUUUGAAGGGUCUCUGUUGAUGUAAGGAACAGAACAGGACCUUGCGUUUUCCACUUCGGAAGAUGUUGGAAUGGAGAAAGAUUCGAAUUGGUUGUUUAAUCGUUAUUUUCGUUGAGACCACUGUAUAUAUAGAUAUAUAUAUAUAUGAAUGGAUGGUGAUUUUUUCCAAUUCUCAUUGGUGUAUUGAGAAAUUAUUAUUAUUAAAUUAAUUUAUACACUAUUUUUUACUGUUUUGUCAUGUUUUAGUGACAAUGGCCGUUGUGAGAUACCCGUACAUCAAUUUGUAAAUAAUGUACGAUUUAAUAUAUAUAUUUUUUUAAAUAAAAGAUUUAAUGUU
Messenger RNA from Diorhabda sublineata, 3000 nucleotides. RefSeq names its product leukocyte receptor cluster member 8 homolog. The transcript is spliced from 6 exons. Lineage: Eukaryota; Metazoa; Arthropoda; Insecta; Coleoptera; Chrysomelidae. The coding region runs from base 235 to 2457 and encodes 740 amino acids. The record is from RefSeq and is a predicted model, not a curated record. Gene Ontology annotation, cellular component: nucleus.